GUUAUACUGUUACUGAACUUGUUGAAGUGAUCAGCAUUAUCUUUCUGCUACUCUCAACUUCCGAGUUUCACAGAUAAAUCAGUGUUAAAGUGAAAGUCCGAGAGUUAAGAUGCAUUCGCCAGUGUCCUAUAACAGUGAAGAGAAAAUUUGGCGCGGUCCAAAUAAAGUGGCAUGGUUGUUCAAUGAAAAAGCUAAUUUGGGGAGAAUUAUUCUUAGUUUCCUGGCCAGAGAUCCCCGAAAAGUGGCCCAGAUCAGUGAUAACAAUGGCAUCAGGAUGACCAACCGGGAACUUUCGUCGGACACUGAGAAGAUUGCCGGUGGCUUGAGACGUAGGGGAUGCCAAAGGGGAGAUGUAGUUGGUUUUAUGGCUAGGAAUGGUCACAAUUUAACACCAACAUUGUUUGCAUGCUUCCUCCUCGAAGCUCCAACUCAUGCCAUGGACAUCCAUCAAGAAGAAAAUGAAAUCUAUGCCUUGUUUAGCAUCACUAAACCUAAAUUCAUCUUCUGUGAUGACGAGAAGAUUCCCCUGGCAGAGAAGGUUGUUAAGAGAUUGCACAAUUCGCCCACGAUUAUCGUGUACGGGAGAAAAGUACCCAACUAUAUUCACAUUGAAGACCUAAUGAGAGAAGGCGAUAGUGAUGAGUUAAGAAAGGAGAUUUACGAGGAGUCCUGCAGAGAAAGUGAGGCCAAAUAUCAUAUAAUUGUAAGCUCUUCAGGAACAACUGGACCAUCUAAGGCAGUUUGUGUCCCUUAUCAAACACUCUUGGAGCCACAUUGGACGACAAAUAUUAACGCUACACCAACGGAUUCUCUGUUCAGCUUUUGCACACUUUUCUGGUCCAUCAGUUACAUUGUUCUCUUCAAAAGUGUCUUUCUGGGCCUUACACGCAUCAUUACUACUGAGACUUUUAAUCCUGAACUAUAUAUACACAUAAUCACCAAGUAUAAAGUGACUCAUACACUUGUAUCACCGUUAUUCCUGGAACAUGUCUUGAAUUCUCCAAAAUUCACAUCCUCCAGCUUGUAUCCCUUAAAGCACAUUUGGCUUGGUGGAAACAUGAUUACAGAUCGAUUGCUUAUGAAGUUGCUGCCGCACAUUCCUAACAAGGACUUCCUGAUUACAUAUGGAAUGUCCGAAACUGGCACUCUAUCAAGGUACAUGUAUGAUCCAACAAGACCUGCAGCUGUUGGAUUUAUCGAUCCUGGUAUAGAAGGGAUUAUUGUGGAUGAGGAAGGGCGUAAAUUGGGCCCUGGUGAGCAAGGAGAGAUAUGUUUCAAGACGCCUUAUAGUUUAUUUGAAUACAUGGGAAAUCCGGAAGCUACUGCAGCUUUGAGGGAUUCAGAAGGGUAUCUACACACAGGGGACUUAGGGUACUACGAUGAGGAUGGUUACCUUCGUAUCGUGGGACGGUGCAAAGAUGUGAUUAAGUACUUCAUGGACCAUGUUUCCGGUUCAGAAAUUGAAAGAGUUGUAGGGAAUCUUCCAGGAGUUUUCCAAGUGGCUGCUGUUGGGAUCCCUGACGAAAAAUGUUAUCAACUGCCGGCAGUUGUUAUAGUUAAGCAGGAAGGGGCUUCAAUUGUUGAAAAAGAGGUUUCUGAAGUUGUAGCCAGAGAACUCCCUGAUAAUCACAAACUCAGAGGAGGGGUAUAUUUUACGGAUAAACUAGCAACAACUUAUUCAGGAAAACUAAAGAGGAAGGAAAUUGAAAAAUAUGCUGAAGAGCAGUAUCAGCUUUUAAAGAAGAAUGAAUAAAUUUCUUUCUUUUUUUUUAUUUCGUGAGGUAUUUUGGUUUUUAUUGUAUGAUAUAUUUUAACUUCUUGGGAACUAGUGGAUAACCGUUUAAUCCAAAAAAUCAUUCUUUUCUAAAAUUAAUUUUGGGUUUGUAAAAAAAUAUGCUCUAUAGGGGAAAUGGGGCGCCUAUGUGGAAGUUUUGAAAUUGGGUUUUUUCUCCUCUUUUAACAUUGAAUUAAGCCUUAUCACAAUGUAAUUUAGCUUCAAAAUUAGUUUGUAGAGCUCCAUUAUAUCACAAUAUGGUAUAGUUCCAUUUAUAAGUAGGCGAAAAGAGCAUAAUUUUAAAGAUUUUAAAGGUGCCCUAAUUCAAAGGUACCCCUUUUCCCACUAUGACUCAUGGUGAUCCGCUGGUUGCCAAAGUUUUAAUUCAUGAAAUUUAUCUAAUUAUAAUCAGUAAUUAGUAUGAAUCAUAAGAAAUAUGCUAUUUCUAUUCAAAUUCAAAAUAUAAAAUUUUGUAGGAUUGAUAAAUAAAUUGUUAUGGUGGUUGCGAAA
This is a messenger RNA of Phlebotomus papatasi, 2284 nucleotides long. Its product is annotated as luciferin 4-monooxygenase-like. Lineage: Eukaryota; Metazoa; Arthropoda; Insecta; Diptera; Psychodidae. The coding region runs from base 110 to 1753 and encodes 547 amino acids. The transcript is spliced from 5 exons. The record is from RefSeq and is a predicted model, not a curated record. Gene Ontology annotation, molecular function: long-chain fatty acid-CoA ligase activity. Gene Ontology annotation, biological process: long-chain fatty acid metabolic process; fatty-acyl-CoA biosynthetic process.